Molecule: messenger RNA, 1266 nt
Organism: Linderina pennispora
Lineage: Eukaryota; Fungi; Kickxellomycota; Kickxellomycetes; Kickxellales; Kickxellaceae
Product: N-terminal nucleophile aminohydrolase
Exons: 5
Coding region: 1-1266 (421 amino acids)
Molecular function (GO): hydrolase activity
Source: RefSeq, a predicted model, not a curated record
AUGGGCCAGAUUCCGACAGGUGGAUCCGCAUGCUGCACCGAGCACACGGGGCAGCUAUACCCAGAUGAAGUCUCCGGCCAACACCGAUUUGACACAUCACCAUUGCCAACGCCUCCUUCUGCGGUACCGUCAGUGGACUCGAUUCGGUCUCAGUUCUCGGACCGCCGCGAUACCCAGUCAAAAGACGACUCGAUAGCAUCCUCGUUCGCCUGGAACUACCGCAACCGACCGCCCAGCCGACCAAAUCCAAAACUGGGCGUGCAGACUGAUCCGUCAAUGAGCUCCAAAUGCCAGCACGUUCAGACAGCCGGAUAUCCGAUCGACAACAGGGGGCAGCACCAUCAGCCACCGCAGACCAGGGAUGUACCACAUGCACAUGUCCCACCCACGAUUGUGGUUCAUGGCGGGAUCGUGCCUUCAAAACACCCGCUGACACCUGACCUCGAUGCAUUGGUGCGGCGGUCUCUGAAGAAGUCUCUCGAGACUGGCUACAGCAUACUACUCAAUGGCGGUACUGCUGUGCAUGCAGUCGAGGCUGCCGUGCGCACACUCGAAAACAACAAGCUGUUCAGUGCUGGCCGCGGCGCCCCCAUCUCAUCCACAGGCCAUCCUCUGCUGGAUGCUACAAUUUGUGAUGGCCGCAAGCAGCGUGCCGCAUCAGCCGCCUGUGCCUCGACCAUUCCGAAUCCCAAUCGUGCUAGGCGCGCCCAGCUCAUCACCGAGCAUCGAGUUGGUGAAUACAAAGCAUGGCAGGCCAACAGGUUAGGGACGCCAAAGUACUCGCCUGCCCGAGUGCCCGUGCAGGCUGCUGGCCGGCGUGGCAAUUCCAGCGCAUUAGGCUGGUGGCGGGCAGGGAAAUCGAGACAUCUACCCGAGCUGCGCCGUGGCAAGGUUGCUGCUGCUAGCUCUUCGGGCGGGGCUAUUGGGCGCAGGGAGGGCCAGAUCAGCGAGUGUGGAUGCAUUGGCGCCUCGGCGUGGGCCGACAGCCAGGUCGCCAUCAGUGGUGUCAGUACCCAUGACCUGUGUAUCUGUCAGCAGACCGCACACACGAUUGCGCUACGUGCCCGGUACCGCCAGCGCACGCUCGAGUCAGCGGCUGUCGCUGAGGGCGCCUUUGUAGCCAUCGACAAUAUGGGCAAGUUCUCAAUGGUAUUCUCGGCCGAUAGCAUGGUGCGUGGAUUCUGCUCCGUCACGUCUAACCACGAGCCCGUCGUUGCCAUCGGCGCUGGCGAAAGGAUCUCAUCAAGUGACAUUCACCUGGCAUAG